Molecule: messenger RNA, 639 nt
Organism: Clupea harengus (Atlantic herring)
Lineage: Eukaryota; Metazoa; Chordata; Actinopteri; Clupeiformes; Clupeidae
Product: B-cell scaffold protein with ankyrin repeats-like
Exons: 5
Coding region: 1-639 (212 amino acids)
Biological process (GO): negative regulation of B cell activation; B cell activation; negative regulation of phosphatidylinositol 3-kinase/protein kinase B signal transduction
Molecular function (GO): protein tyrosine kinase binding; signaling receptor binding
Source: RefSeq, a predicted model, not a curated record
AUGCUGGAGGGCCUGUGCCCGCUGAGGCGCUUCUUCCUGGCGCGUGUACUGAGGCCUCCGGAGCAGGUGGUGGUGCUGUUGUGUGGAGUCCCCAGCCUGGCGCCCUUCCUGGAGCAGGUGCCUCUGCAGGGGGACCCCUACCUACAGAUCUCCAGCGAGCAGGAAGCCCAUGAGUACACCGCCACUGUGGCCGACAUCGUACGCAAAGGUGCGCAGGCUACACCCAUGGAGCCUGUCUCCCGGAGGGCAUCUGGGCCAGAAGUCAGGCUGGAGAAGAAGCUCUCUGCUGGGGCGGUGGCCGCGGUCAAAGCCCGCCUACUGGUGGUUCCCUCCAGAGUGCCCUGUGAGGGUCCAGGAGAGGUGUACCUGCUGCUGCAGGAGCCGCUGUCCAGUAGCGAGGCAGAGGUGGAGUUCACCGCAGGAAAGCAUAGAGUCAGAGUCCCAUCCACCAGCUGGAGCGAGAACACACUCAGUGUCAAUGCACCAGACCUUCCUGCUGGGAGUGUGAGCGUCACUCUCUACUGUGGGGGCGUGGUUAAGGGGAAGGCCCACCUCCAGUACUUCAGCACCAUGGGAGAAGUGGCUCGCCUCCUCACCAACGCUGCUCACCCAGUGGACUUCAUGUGCCAGGUGUUCUAG